UUUUUCUUCGGAUAGAUUUCUUUUUUAAAUCAAAUAAAAAAAAAUGAUAGCAAUAGGAUUAGAAGGGUCAGCAAAUAAAUUAGGAAUUGGUAUAAUAGAACAUAAUACCGAAACAGGCGUAGUUAAAAUAUUAGCAAAUAUAAGACAUACGCACGUUACACCACCUGGCACAGGAUUUUUACCAAGAGACACUGCAGUUCAUCAUAGGGAAUAUAUUAUACCAGUUAUUAAAGAAGCUUUAAAAACGUCUAAUAUCAAAAUUAAAGAUGUUGAUGUAAUUUGUUAUACAAAAGGACCGGGAAUGGGGGCUCCCUUAGUCUCUGUUGCUAUUGUCGCUAGAACUUUAGCAUUAUUAUGGAAUAAGCCUAUUGUAGGAGUAAAUCAUUGUAUAGGACAUAUUGAAAUGGGAAGAGAAAUUACUGGGGCGGAUAAUCCCGUAGUAUUGUAUGUUAGUGGCGGUAAUACUCAAGUAAUUGCAUAUUCAGAACAUCGAUAUCGAAUUUUCGGAGAAACGUUAGAUAUUGCUGUUGGUAACUGUUUGGAUAGAUUUGCAAGAAUAUUAAAUUUACCAAAUGAUCCAAGUCCAGGAUACAAUAUUGAACAAUAUGCAAAGAAAGGAAAAAAAUUUAUUGAGCUUCCUUAUACAGUAAAAGGAAUGGAUGUAUCGUUCUCAGGAAUUUUAUCAAAUAUAGAAACUAUAGCAAAUGAUCAAUUAUCAAAUAAUCAAUGUACUCCUGAAGACCUAUGUUUUUCUUUGCAAGAAACUGUUUUUGCUAUGUUAGUUGAGAUUACUGAAAGAGCCAUGGCUCAUAUUGGUAGUAAAGAGGUUUUAAUUGUUGGUGGCGUUGGAUGUAAUUUAAGAUUACAAGAAAUGAUGGCACAAAUGGUUGAGCAACGUGAUGGAAAAGUUUUUGCAACUGAUGAAAGAUUUUGCAUUGACAAUGGAAUUAUGAUUGCUCAUGCUGGAUUACUUGCAUAUAGAACAGGUUUUGUUACUCCAUUAGAAAAAUCAACUUGCACUCAAAGGUUUAGAACUGAUGAAGUUUAUGUUGCUUGGAGGGAUUAACUAAAUUGUAAAUUAAUUGUACAGUUUUUUAAUUAAAUAAAUAAUAUAGUUUUUAAUAUUACAAUUGUUUUUUCUGUUGUCUCUUUAAA
This is a messenger RNA of Rhizophagus irregularis DAOM 181602=DAOM 197198, 1155 nucleotides long. RefSeq lists its product as uncharacterized. The record is from RefSeq and is a predicted model, not a curated record. Lineage: Eukaryota; Fungi; Glomeromycota; Glomeromycetes; Glomerales; Glomeraceae. Gene Ontology annotation, cellular component: cytoplasm; EKC/KEOPS complex. Gene Ontology annotation, biological process: tRNA threonylcarbamoyladenosine modification.